UUAGUACAUGUAGUCAUGUUAGUAGUAGUAGUAUUAGCCAUUGUCGUAGUAGUUUAUGGCAUUCGUGGUAGUACUGUCGAUAGUAUUAGAAGAAGUUAUGGUCGUAGUCGUGAUAGUAGCAUCAUUUGUCGAAGUCGUCGUAGAAGUUGUACUAGUGAUAAUUGUGGCAGGGUAGUAGUCGUACAUGCGGCAGUGGUACUAGUACUGGUCGCAGUAGUUCAUAGUAUCGCUAGUAGUCGUGCUGGUGGCAGCACUCUUCAUCACCCCACAAAUAUUCCCCAGAUGAGCGAGGAGACAAAACCCCUCCUCCUCGUUCCCGAGUAUCACUUUACAGCGCGACGUGACCCUUCCGGAGGUUUGCGGGGGUUCAAACGCGCGGCUUUCCGCUCGUCGUCUUCGCCAAAGAUGAUAUAGGUCAUCACGGUGGCGUGAGACACAAACCUCCCUUUCUAAAUCGACGAAAAGCAUGUCCUCUCGCACCUGUUCCCUCCGCUCAACCUCCUCCUCGGAAAUGAGCAUCUGGACAGUCUACACGAUAAUUUCGAAGAAUGUCGUUCAGAGGAGGCGGAGGACGAGGCGGUGGAAGAGGUGGAGGUUUUUACCGGGGAGGUGGAGGAUAUAAUAAUAACCGAGGCGGCGGCGGUGGCAGAGGAGGCUUCGGCGGCCGGGGUGGGGGUCGUGGUGGCUUCCGACAGCAAGACUAUGGACCCCCGGAAUAUGUUGUUGCUUUAGGAGAGUUUGUGCAUCCUUGCGAGGAUGACAUCGUGUGCAAGUGCACAACUGAGGAAAACAAGGUUCCCUACUUCAAUGCGCCGGUGUACUUGGAAAACAAAGAGCAGAUCGGAAAGGUGGACGAGAUCUUUGGACAGCUCCGCGACUUUUAUUUUUCCGUCAAACUGUCUGAAAACAUGAAGGCGUCUUCGUUUAAGAAACUGCAGAAGUUUUAUAUAGAUCCAAUGAAGCUCCUUCCGCUGCAGAGGUUCCUGCCCAGGCCGCCCGGCGAAAAGGGUCCGCCAAGGGGAGGCCGAGGCGGGGGUAGAGGCGGAGGACGGGGAGGUGGUCGCGGAGGUGGAUUCCGGGGCGGAAGGGGAGGCGGCGGCAGAGGUGGAGGCUUCGGAGGCAGAGGUGGAGGAUUCGGAGGAGGUGGCAGAGGUGGAGGAUUCGGGGGCGGUGGGCGUGGAGGCGGCGGCUUCAGAGGAAGAGGAGGCGGCGGCGGGCGUGGUUUCAGAGGCGGGAGAUGAUCUGCUGUUGGUCUACAAUUUAUCCCAGUCCUCUAUGAGGGUUACAAAGUUGGACAUUGUCUCUUUGGGUGGAUUUCUUUUCUUAAAUUGUCACUUUUUUUUUUUUUUUAACUCGUAUGACUGAUUGACCUUUAUGUUUUAUUAAAAGGCUCAUAUGUAUGCUUGCUAUAAACCUCGAGUCAUAUGAACUUGAACACAUGCAUUUGCAAACAGUCAUUAGUCACAAAUGUGAGGGGGUGUGGAGUUUGGGUUCUAACUUGGUUGAAGUGAAAAGUAUUUUAAUGUUCUGUUGUCAGCAGAAAAUUGUCAUUGAUUAAAUGUUUUUGUAUUAAAUAUUUUGUAAAUGGGGAUAUAACAUAUAUAUUUUAUAUAUUUG
Messenger RNA from Phycodurus eques (leafy seadragon), 1617 nucleotides. It is a transcript of the gene gar1, whose product is annotated as GAR1 homolog, ribonucleoprotein. The record is from RefSeq and is a predicted model, not a curated record. Gene Ontology annotation, molecular function: box H/ACA snoRNA binding. The coding region runs from base 549 to 1241 and encodes 230 amino acids. Lineage: Eukaryota; Metazoa; Chordata; Actinopteri; Syngnathiformes; Syngnathidae. The transcript has 7 exons. Gene Ontology annotation, biological process: ribosome biogenesis; snoRNA guided rRNA pseudouridine synthesis. Gene Ontology annotation, cellular component: box H/ACA snoRNP complex.